AUAACCACAAGGUCACUUGUGGUCCGCCGGUGCUAGUAUUGUGGGGAUGCGAAUUUUCGUUGUGGUUAAAUUUAUUUAUGUACUUUAUUGCUUUAAAUACCAUUUUUUAUGGCACUUUUUUCCAGCAAAAUGUAAUUUCGAGAUAAGGAAAGCUAUCUACUAGCAUCAUUUUGUAUUCUUCCUUACCUCCACAACUUCCAUAUGUUUCCGAACAUCUGGCAUCAUGUAAUGAGUAUUUACUACACAUAGUCCUGAAACUCGGACUACUGUCAUACAAGACGUAGAUGUACACUCCAGAAGUUUUAGUAUCCUAAUCUCUCCGUUUAGCGGGAAUGGCAUAAAAAUCUCGAGGUUUCUCUAGAUCUGAGGAAGUCUCCAAACUUUGGAAAAACCACUAGACUUUGAGGAAGAGCAUUGGAAUUUGUGAAAAACCCUCAAGUCCACCCAAAAAUAAGGAGAUUAAUAUAUGUUACAGGAUUUUCUACCGGAAAAUCGUCUAGCAUAUUGAAUUAAGACUGUUUCAAAACCAUUUACAUGCAAGUAUUGCCGCGCAGGUAGUGAAGUUUAGACCCUAAUUUCUCCGAUAAUUGCUCACGGCAGUUUUCUGCGAGUCUAACACUCAUUUCAGGUUUUUUAAACAAUACGAAAUACUCUAAGGGGAACUAAAGUACUACUCCGAUAUCUGGAGCUAAUCAAUUCUUUUUAUCACUCUAUUAAGACAGGCUUUUAUUGAUUCCUCAAUAUCUACUGUUUAAAUAUUCUGAUGUUCUGCAACUAGCAGCAACUACUAUGUCACUUAUAUUUUCCUAACACCUCUUCGAUCCAUCUUCGCAUGUUUCGCUUCAGUGAGUACGUUUCUGGGUCAGCGAAAUUGGGCCAGAGGUUUGUAAUAGGGUGGUCAUCGAUUGUUUUAAAUGCAAAUACUUGAUAUAAAAGUUGGACCUUAUUACAAGUUUGCUCAUCGUACUUGUGGUUUCUUUUGUAAAGGAGGAACAAUGCACAGUUCUGCUUUCAGCCAUACUGAACCUAUGACUCUAGGUUCUCCUCCAGUAAACUCGAUUGGGACAGGGUCAAUUACUUCACCAGGCACUUGCCAAUAUCUUCCAGGAUUUUUAAUGAGUGAAAAUCCACAGGUCUUAGAGACGGCAUCAACAAGCUCAGAAUCUAAAGUUUCACGCCAAAAUGCAUUUUCACUUUCUGGGAAUUCGCACAAUAUACCAGCUUCACAGUAUAACAACAAACUGCAACCACGUUAUUUAAGUCAAGCGCAUGAGUCAAUCGGACGUCGUUUAACAUCACCUCCUACACGAAGUAUGUGGUCAACCGUUGGUGGUGCUGGUGUCCGUUCAAAACCCAGCGCAGAAAAUUUCGGUGGAAUAAAACACAGUACACCAAAUUACACUCUUGGUUCAUCGACGAAUCCUCCUGUAAAACAAAUAGGUGUUAGUCCUUUCCAGUCGCCGGGUGAUUCUAGUUAUCAUCGAACACCUUUGCAUAAUGUUGUAAAUAAUCGCCCACCUUUAGUUGGGUCACCACUCCAUAAUAACAGUAUUCUUGCAAAUAUAAACGAUGGGAAUAAGAAGCAAGAUGGUAUUAGUACACCUGAUCGUUUAGCGGAGGCUUUGCUUUCACAUCGAAGUUCCAACGACUUUGAUAAUGCGAAUCCACAUGAUUGUUGGGUAACUGUUUUCGGGUUCCCUCCAUCACGAGCUGCAUUUAUUCUUAACCAGUUCGCUCAACUGGGUACAAUAGAAAAACAUGUGAUUACAAACAGUGGUAAUUGGAUGCAUAUUAAAUAUCAAAAUAAAAUGCAAGCUCAUUGUGCUUUAAAUAAAAAUGGUAAAGUAUUCGGGGAUAAUACCAUGGUCGGUGUAUCAGUCUGUAAUGAUUCGGAAGUUAUGAAUGAUGAAAAGUGUGGCGUGUUUUCAAAGCAAACAAACCCAUGUAGCAUGAAUGAUUCUUUAUUCCUUAGUCCAUCAAAUGUUCAUCAUAAUCCAAUGAAUAUGAAACGUACUACUGAUGAAAACUGUAAAACAACAACCGGUGCAAUGAAUAAAACACCAUUACGCGACUUAAGCGGACUAAGGUCGUUGAAUGGUGUCGGUGGCGUUGGUAAUGGUGCAAAUAACUCUGGCAUUGAUUCUGCUAAUAUUUUUGCAGACAAAUCAGCAAAUAAUAUUGGAAGACAUAAUUCUAUGCGAUCAUUAGCUGCAUCAACACGACCAACAAAUUUAUCACGAACUACAAGUGUUCGACAGGAUAGAGAUUCAGGAUUAUUUUCUAAAGCAUUAGGUUAUAUGUUUGGCUGGUCAUAGAAACGAAAAAAACCCACUUGACAUAUCUAUAUUCCCAUUCAAUAGACUGAUUUGUUUAAAUGUAUCAUUUAUUGUCGUUGAUCCAUGUUUCAAUAUUACAUACAAUCAGUUUCUUCUUCUUUUUUAAAAAUAAACAGUUAUUGUUUCGCCUUCUUUUUAACCAUUUGUGAAAUAGAAGUAUUGAAUUAUCUUUGUACAACAAUUUUAUUCUUAAUUUUUUGUUCACCUUAUUAUUCAAAAGAUUUUAUCAAGUAAACUACAAUAAAAUGUAUUUGGUAUU
This is a messenger RNA of Schistosoma margrebowiei, 2595 nucleotides long. The record is from the annotation of a GenBank genome assembly. NCBI's taxonomy places the organism in Eukaryota, Metazoa, Platyhelminthes, Trematoda, Strigeidida, Schistosomatidae.